AUUGUUGAUGAUGUAAUAAGCGGGGGUUGCUAGAGCGCAUGCUCAUAAUCGUGAGUCGAGUGGUGUUACACGUGAAGCCGUUCAAGUUGGGAAAGUAGCAUGAAGCUGGAGCUUCGCCGGCUGGUGCGGGGCGCUCGGCUGGGGAUCCUUAGCGGGCUGGGCGGGGGAGGGCAGCACAGCCUAGAGCUGCCGGGGUGCCUGCUGUACACACGCUGUUGCUCUGUGCCGCAUCUCACGCAAGAUACGCUUCGGACACUAGGGGCACUGCCCGCCGGCGCCCUGUUGCCUCUGGCCUCCGUGGCUGAGCAUCAGGAGGUGCUAGAGUCCUUCCAAGAGGGUGCAGCUAAAUUUGCAGGUCUCCACAACACGGCGCUCUUCUGCUCACUGCAUGACCCCGCAACCCUGUGCCCCUCUGGCUACAACACCAACAAGACCGUGUCCAUAUGGAGUAGCGGCGGCCGCAUCGAACUCACUGUCCAGCGCUACAUGGCACUUCAGGCUGCUGUUCGGCCUAACUGGUACCAGAGCCUGGCGGACGGAGACACCCAGCAGGCUGGAACUUCGCUAAAGAGGAUUCGCAAGUCCGUGGAUCGGACACUGGCUUUCCUGGAUGAGUGUCUACUGCUGCAUCACAAGGCUCAGCUGGCUGAGGCCCACAUCUUUGGUGUAAUCGAGGGAGGCGACGUCCUGGAGGAGCGGCUGCGCUCGUCGCGGGAGACAGCUAAGAGGCCCGUCAGCGGUUUCGUCCUGGAUGGCUUCCACUCGAGGGCCAUGGAACGGGAGCUGCAGCACCAGCUGAUUGUCGCAGUAACCAGUGAGCUGCCCCAGGAUAAGCCCAGGCUGCUCCAGGGUGUUGGCCGUCCUGAUGAGGUGCUGGCAUGUGUGGAGUUAGGUGUCGAUCUCUUUGAGGGCUUCUUCCCCUUUUUGGUCACUGAGCGGGGCUGUGCCCUCAACUUUGACUUCAAUGUCAACUGUGAUCCUGAGAGCAAAGAGCAGGAGGAGAAUGGAGUUGCAGAGAAGCUUAUGAAGGACUCCGAGGAGCCGGCAGACCUGCAGCAGGUGACCUGCUUUGAGAUGAAUCUGAAAGAUGAGAAGUACCGGGAUGACUUCCGCCCCCUGGUGGAAGGGUGUGAGUGUUAUUGCUGCAAGAACCACAAGAGGGCAUACUUGCACCAUCUGCUGGUCACCAAAGAGCUGCUCGCUGGUGUGCUGCUGAUGCUGCACAACCUGGCACACUAUGGUGGCUUCUUCUCUGCCCUGCGGAGGGCGCUGGAGAGUGGUCACUUUGAGGCCCUGAAAGGCAAGGUGCUGGGACUCAGCAGGAGUGUGUAGUGAGGGGGCAGGGUUCUCAGGGGCGGGGCUUUGGAUGUGGGUCCCUCCCCCAGGUGUACAGUGACCAUGCUUUUAGCAUUUUUAUUGACUUAUGAACUGUUUGUUUUUAAAUGACUAAUAAAAUGUUGCCUCUGAUUUCUGGUUUACUGCUGAUUGUGAUUGUAAAUGGUUUUUACAGCAAAAAAAAUAAAAGAACCUGUGAUGGUGUGAA
This is a messenger RNA of Paramormyrops kingsleyae, 1543 nucleotides long. RefSeq names its product queuine tRNA-ribosyltransferase accessory subunit 2 (gene qtrt2). The record is from RefSeq and is a predicted model, not a curated record. Lineage: Eukaryota; Metazoa; Chordata; Actinopteri; Osteoglossiformes; Mormyridae.